AUGAUUAGUAGAAGAUCCAAUGAGAUUGAUACACCAGUGAACCAAAAUACUUUCAGUCGCCAUGGUAGCCAUUCUGAUGACGAUAUAUUUCAAUUCAAACAAUUGAUGCCGCCACACGAACAUAACUACGCAAACAAGCACAGCAUGAUGAAGAAAGCAAAGCAUACUUGUGGUAGUGAUGAUUACAGGAUACUCACAACUGUGAACGAAGAACCAGUUGCUUUCUUCGCAACGCUCAGAAAACAUAUGGUCAACACAGGGGUCCAUCAAGUUAUUCCUUUCGAAAACGUCAUCACAAAUGUUGGCAAUGGCUACAACCCUCACGCAGGUGACUUCAGAGCGCCUGCCACUGGAAUUUACAUAUUUUCCGUGAGCCUGAUGACGUAUCACGAUUCAACGUCUGGUGAUUACGCAAUCCGGAGGAAUGGUACUGUGGUGUCCAGUAUGUAUCUUCGUGGAGAAACCGGAUCUCAAACCGUGGUAUAUGAACUUAAUAAAGGUGAUGAUAUCGCUGUAAUAUGCAUCCAAGCGAAGGAUGAAAGCCUCUGGGGACACGGAUAA
Molecule: messenger RNA, 561 nt
Organism: Mercenaria mercenaria
Lineage: Eukaryota; Metazoa; Mollusca; Bivalvia; Venerida; Veneridae
Product: complement C1q tumor necrosis factor-related protein 3-like
Exons: 2
Coding region: 1-561 (186 amino acids)
Molecular function (GO): protein binding
Source: RefSeq, a predicted model, not a curated record